AUGAGUGAGCCCCUCAACUUCUUCUGCCAGACUCCCAAAAAUGAGUUUACCCCUGAAGACCUUGGAAUGGUAAACGCAUUUUUUGAAUCUUCCAAGUUCAAAGAGCAGGGCCUUCACCAGCAAUAUAUAGAACGGUGUCGUCCAAGAAGCCAUUCCCUAUCGGCCCGCACAACUGCGUUAAGAGCUCUUUUAGAGCCGCAGCAAGCUCAGCCCCCAAGCGACGUGGCGCAUAAUAUACCCUUUAGCUCUGACGGACUUAACCAGCCAGCACUAAUUGCUCCAAGCGCAUUGACAACCCUUCCUCGAAAGCGAACAAUAAAGCGUAGGCGCCGUAGCUUGCGGCUUACUAUUGAGAGCAUGAAGCGUAGCUUGCUAAAGCAGAACCUCGCCAAGCAGACACACAGGCAGAGCUUUCAUUCGGCAGAGACCAUAAUGGUGAGCGCCCUUGGUCCGUCCCCGCAAACCCUCGUGCGUGCUGAUGAUGAAGCCCCCGGCGUGUAUGUAUUACCAGAGGGAGCACAAACAGAGGAGUAUAAGGUAUGGUGCAAGGCAGAGGAAGACCUAGUAAAGCUAAUGGAAGCAGACAAGGGGUUCAGUCGUCACUUUAUUAGGCAGACCAUGCUAGUAUUAGUGAGGUUUCCAAUUCUGUUAUCUCCACGCAUCAAGGCCAAACUGCAGGCCACCGGGGGCAUCUUGGUCUUCAGUGAAAGCAAUGCGGCGGUGUUCUGCACUAUUUUCGAUACACCGUUGAAGUUUCGAAAAUUCACUAUCACCCUUUCCAAGCUGUGCAGUGCUGAGUAUCACCAGUUCACAACGAUAUUUGCUGGAAAUCAGUAUCUAUUUUCCGCCUCCUCUAAUACCCGGCUGAACUUUGUUGCACUCCAACGGAAGAGGUUAGAGGAACGGACAGUCUAUACCAUCUUACACUUAGACCCAAGCCUUAAUGCCAACAAAAUUGUUGCAGCCAGCAUUGAAAAAGCUAUUACACUUGCGCUUGAUGAGCGCUAG
Messenger RNA from Giardia duodenalis, 1008 nucleotides. RefSeq lists its product as uncharacterized. Bases 1 to 1008 code for a protein of 335 amino acids. The transcript has a single exon. Lineage: Eukaryota; Fornicata; Diplomonadida; Hexamitidae. The record is from RefSeq and is a predicted model, not a curated record.